Messenger RNA from Lontra canadensis (Northern American river otter), 645 nucleotides. It is a transcript of the gene TMCO2, whose product is annotated as transmembrane and coiled-coil domains 2. Gene Ontology annotation, cellular component: nucleus. Lineage: Eukaryota; Metazoa; Chordata; Mammalia; Carnivora; Mustelidae. The coding region runs from base 5 to 562 and encodes 185 amino acids. The transcript is spliced from 2 exons. The record is from RefSeq and is a predicted model, not a curated record.
UAAAAUGUCGACGACAUCUCCUUCAUCUUCACCUGUCUGGAACAACAUCGUAGAUUAUCUUUCUUUGAGCUCAAUAUGGAAUUGGCUGCAAGCAAGUCUUCUGGGAGACACUAGUCCACCUCAGCAAACAAAUUUGGGUCUACUAGAUAAUCUUGCUCCAACUGUGCAAGUUAUCCUGGGGAUUUUCUUUUUGCUUUUGUUGGCAAUAGGAGUAUAUGCCUUAUGGAAACGAAGUGUUCAGUCAAUUCAGAAAAUACUGUUGUUUGUAAUCACCCUCUACAAACUUUACAAGAAGGGCUCAGAUUUUUUUCAGACUUUGCUGGUCAGCCCAGAAGGGAAUCUUCCAGUUCAAGACAAUAAUCUCUUCCUGUCCUUGGGCCUGCAAGAGAGAAUUUUGAAAAAACUUCAGGCAGUGGAAAACAAAGUGAAGGACCUGGAGGGAAUGAUCAUUUCCCACAAAACUGCCACGAAGAGGGAUUGCUCCUCGGAGCCUUACUGCAGCUGCUCUGACUGCCAGAGCCCCUUGCCCACAUCGGGGUUUACUUCUACAUCUGAAAUGUGAUGGACUCCAAUCUUUCCCAGAAAAGCACUGUUUUUCCCUCAUAUGUGUGGUGGUGUGUCAAUAAAGAUAGAGAACUAUAUUGA